AUGUCUUGUCGAGAUUGUACAAGAAAAGGAGGAUGUGUAUACACAACAUUUUGGUUGGUCCGAUUUCUACCUGUCGUACUUGUCACACUAGCCACUGCAUGGGGAAUCUAUGCUUACACCUACGAACUAUGCAUCCUCUCAAUCGAUAACUGGCCGCAAAGGAUAAUCUACUUGAUCGUAUUCUAUACUCUACUUGUUCUAUACUACACAUCAUAUCUUCGUACAAUCUACACAAAAUACUUCCUGGAAGGAGUCGCCAAAACAACGUAUGCCACAGUGAAGGAUGAUGAACGGCAGUUGCAAGCAUUCCUUGCAGAUAUCGCCCGAGAAAGAGAGUUGACUCUGCUCGUUCGAGGGUUCGAUCACGGUAUUCGGUUUUGUGAUAAAUGCUGUUGUAUCAAGCCGGAUCGAUCUCAUCAUUGCUCCAUGUGUGAACAGUGUGUGCUAAAGUUCGAUCACCACUGCCCAUGGGUUAACAAUUGUGUCAACUUUGGAAACUACAAGUUCUUUCUUCUGUUCUUAGCGUCCGUAAAUCUUUUCUUGGUAUCAAUAAAAAGUAGUAAUUUCAGAUACGGCUUUAUCUUCUGUAUAUGGAUAGCUGCAACAACUCUUCCGUCUUUCAUUGACUUCUGGAAGCAUGAAUAUAAUAUGAAUAAAAAGACCGGACGUUUCCCUCUGGUAUUUCUUCUGUUUCUCUCGUGCAUGUUCUCGCUGUCGCUCUCCUUCCUUUUCUUCUAUCACCUUUAUCUGACGGCUAAAAACCGAACGACUGUUGAGUCUUUCCGAGCCCCGAUGAUAGAUGGAAAGUAUGCCAAAGACGCAUUCAAUCAUGGUAUUCGUGCCAACUAUCGAGAAAUAUUUGGGUCUCGUCCACUCUACUGGUUUCUUCCAGUUGCCAGCUCACUAGGAGAUGGCUGCAAAUACAAGCUGAAUGACAUGGUUGCCUCAUCUGGUGGCAGUCAGGUCUUUGUAGAAAUGGGCGGUCUGGGAGCAGGAAGUGGUCAUGCACGUCCUCCUGUUGUCUCGCAACAUCAUGCGGAUCUAUAUGCUGCAACAUCGAUUGAGAAGAGCGAAACUAUUGAGACUGAACAGAGACUCGGUGAUGGCGUAGAAUUCAAAAAGUGGACAACUGAAGCGGCGUUAAAAUCUCAAGGAAGUCGGAACGGAACGAAUAUUGGGCCACUUCGAUAUCGACUUCUCGAACAACGAGAUGAAGCAGAAAUGCAACAUUUAUACAGUGACGACGAAGACGAUGAUCUGGAUCUCAAUGUUCGAGUCGUCUGA
This is a messenger RNA of Caenorhabditis briggsae, 1284 nucleotides long. Gene Ontology annotation, molecular function: protein-cysteine S-palmitoyltransferase activity. Bases 1 to 1284 code for a protein of 427 amino acids. The transcript has 9 exons. The record is from RefSeq and is a predicted model, not a curated record. Gene Ontology annotation, cellular component: Golgi apparatus; endoplasmic reticulum. Lineage: Eukaryota; Metazoa; Nematoda; Chromadorea; Rhabditida; Rhabditidae. Gene Ontology annotation, biological process: peptidyl-L-cysteine S-palmitoylation; synaptic vesicle maturation; protein targeting to membrane.